CAGGAAGUCUCUCUCCCUUAUUUCACAGAAAAUGAAAGCUCUGAGUGACUCUCUCUCUCUCUCUCUCUCUCUCUCUCUCUCUCUCUCUCUCUCUCUCUCUCUCUCUGUGAGUUCAGGAAAAUGGCUGAGGCGAGUAUUUCAGUAGAUCAGCUUUCAGUGGAUCAGUUCAUCUGUCCAGUGUGUCUGGAUCUCCUGAAGGAUCCGGUGGCUCUUCCCUGUGGUCACAGUUUCUGUAAGGUGUGUAUUAAUGGCUGCUGGGAUCAGGAGGAUCAGAAGGACGUCUACAGCUGUCCUCAGUGCAGAGAUACUUUCACACCAAGGCCUGUUCUACACAGAAACAACAUGCUGGCUGAAGUGGUGGAAAAACUGAAGAAGACUGAAGUCCAAGAUGCUUCUCCUGCUCACUGUUAUGCUGGACCUGGAGAUGUGGAGUGUGAUUUCUGCACCGGGAGAAAAUACAAAGCCGUCAAGUCCUGUCUGGUGUGUGUGGCUUCGUUUUGUGAAACUCAUCUCAAACCUCAUCUUGAAAGUCCUGCUUUGAAAAAACACACAUUAAUGGAAGCCUCUGGAAAUCUACAAGAGAAGAUCUGCUCUGAACACGAUGAAGUUCUGAAGAUCUUCUGUCGUACUGAUCAGAGAUGUAUUUGCUCUUCUUGCAUGUUGGAUAAACAUAAAGGCCACGACGCUGUAUCAGUUGCAGAAGGAAGAGCUGAGAAACAGAGUGAGUUAAAUGAGGAGCAGAUGAAAGUCCAGCAGAGACUCCAGGAGAAGCAGAAGAAGGUGCAGGAGCUGAAACAGACUGUGAACACUAUAAAGCUCAGUGCACUGACAGCAGUGGAGGACAAUGAGAUAAUCUUUACUGAGAUGAUCAGCUUCAUGGAGAAAAAGCGCUCGGAGGUGACGGAGAUGAUCAGAGCUCAGGAGAAGGCUGAACUGAGUCGAGCUGAACGACUCCUGGAGCAACUGGAGCAGGAGAUUGAUGAUAUUCAGAGGAGAGUCACUGAGAUGGAGAAGCUUUCACACAUACACGAUCACAUCCAUUUCCUCCAGGCUUUAGCUUCUGGACGUCAGUCUCCUCUAUUUAACAGACCAGAUUUUGACACGUCCAGCAUCAGGGUCCCUCAACAUCUGUCAUUUGAUGGAGUGAAGAAUUCUCUCUCAGAUCUGAAGAAGAGACUGGAGGAAUUCUGUGAGGAGGAAUUCAACAAAAUCCCUCCACAUGCUGCAGCAGUUUACAUUAUUUCACCAUCGGAGGUACAGAGCAGAGAAGAUUUUCUCAAAUAUUUCUGUCAUCUGACUCUGGAUCCCAACACGGCAAAUCAUAGCCUUAUUCUGUCUGAGAAGAACAGAGCAGUGAGAUACAGUGAGAAAAAAAUGUCUUACUGUGAUCAUCCAUGGAAAUUUGACUCCUGCCUUCAGGUGUUGUGUAAGGAAAGUUUAAGUGGACGCUGUUACUGGGAGGUGGAGUGGAGCGGUGAUGGAGGUGUGUCCAUAUCAGUCUCAUAUAAAGACAUCAGCAGGAAAGGAGAUAGUAAUGAGUGUACCUUUGGACUCAACAAUAAGUCCUGGAGUCUGUGGUGUUCUUCUUCUCUCUCUUUCUAUCACAACAACAUUAAGACCGAGUUCGGUGUUCCUUCUCCGUCCAGAAUAGGAGUGUAUGUGGAUCACAGUGCAGGAACUCUGUCCUUCUACAGCGUCUCUGACACCAUGAAGCUCCUCCACAGAGUCCACACCACAUUCACUCAGCCUCUAUACGCUGGGUUUGGGGUUCAUAGAGUAAUUGUUAAGUUAACUGAUUCAAAAUAGUUUGUUAUAAAAGUUGUUUUACAGGAAUGAUUACUUAAAAACCUACGGCCAUUUGUAAGUAGGAUUAGCAUGUCAUAUGCAAUUAAUAGCUUCAUACAAAAUAGGGAAGUAUUUCUUUAACACUUUCUUUAAUAUGACAUGGAAAUUAAAUGUUCAUGUGAAAAAAACACUGAAAAAAGUAUACAUAAUAAAAUAUACAUAUAUAUUCUGUAUAGAUAAAAGAAUACAUGGUCAGUUUUAGGAGACUAUAUUAUGUACAGUGGUGUGAAAAAGUGUUGGCCCCCUUCCUAUUUUUUUUUUAUGUUUGUCACACUUUAAUGUUUCAGAUCAUCAAACAAAUUUAAAAAUUAGUCGAAGAUAACACAAGUAAACACAACAUGCAGUUUUUAAAUAAAGGUUUUUAUUAUUAAGGGAAAACAAAAUCCAAACCCACAUGGCCCUGUGUGAAAAAGUGUCUCACCCCUAAAAAUUCCAGAGGAUUUUUUUGUGUAAAGCCAUAAGGUGUCAACUCUCUCUCUCUCUCUCUCUCUCUCUCUCUCUCUCUCUCUCUUUUAUCUGUUAAAUGCUUAUAUAGCCUGCAGAAUUGAGUAAUCCAAUCCAAACAUCAAUUGUGCACAGGCAUUAACACAGCGUUAGAAGUUGUCCAGCUAUUAAAAGAAACUGUUAUUCUGUGCUAUGUUAAUAUUUACUGAAUGAGAAACAGGCAUUGAAAAACAAACAUUGGUGUAACCUGAAGGACACAAAGUAAUGAGGGCAUGUCAAUAAGAGGUGUGGUUAAGAGCUAAGACAUAUAUCAUGUGACGAUCUUCAUCAGACUGAAGGAAAAAAAUGAGUGAUGGUUACUCUGUUGGUUAUACGUAUCAUCAGCAAGGUUUCAGAGAUCAGGAGAUAUUUAGCCUCAAGUUACAUCUUUAAACAGCAUAUGCCAUAUACUGCUGAAGCAGCUUUCAUACACACAUAAUUACAUCCAUUUCCUCCAGGCAACUGCAAUGUGAUGUGCUUAAUCUUAUUCCUAGCAAGAACUGAGCUCCUGACACCCAACAAAUAUGCCCUGGAGCAGGAUCAGUAAAGAGAAGUUAUUUGUGGCGUUUCAAAAAUCAACUGAAAGCAAAACUUCACUGAACAGAAAAUGGCUACAACUGUACAAAAAAUAUAACUACAGUAAGUCUACAAACAGAGCUUCAGAAAACAAAAAAAAACGUAUAUAACAUGUUCAAAGUACCAGGUAAAGCAGACUUAAUUUAUAAAACCAGGGCAGAAACAAUCAAGACUGAAAACAAAGCACUGAUCGAGCAGCCUUAAAUAGGGCAAGACAAAUGUGGCACCAGUCUGGCCUAACAAGUGAUAAAACUUUGCAGGGAUUAGAAGCAUGAUACCAUCUAAAGGUGUGAAGGGUGCAUAGAUGUAGAUGUAUAGAGCUGCACACACACAUUUCAGAUGAAUUCACACUCCACAGUAUUCUGUGAAUUAAACGCAACAUGUUUACAUUGUUCAGUUUGUUUUUCUCUUUCUCAUAGUGAGAGUCAGUAUGAGAAAGCAUCAGUUCUCUGAUCAUCCAGAGAGAUUUGACUCCUGGUCUCAGGUGUUGUGUAAGGAGAGUGUGUGUGGACGCUGUUACUGAGAGGGGUAGUGAGGGAUGUGUGA
Messenger RNA from Tachysurus vachellii, 3450 nucleotides. Its product is annotated as tripartite motif-containing protein 16-like. The transcript is spliced from 6 exons. The record is from RefSeq and is a predicted model, not a curated record. Lineage: Eukaryota; Metazoa; Chordata; Actinopteri; Siluriformes; Bagridae. The coding region runs from base 121 to 1806 and encodes 561 amino acids. Gene Ontology annotation, molecular function: zinc ion binding; protein binding.